UUCUUUUUUUUCAGCUGAAAAAAAAGAAAAAAAAACACUGCUUUUGAAAUGCCCACUCCAAAGUCCCUCAUUCCUUCAAGUCCAGCUCCACUCUGUGCGUAAAAGCGACCACGAGCAACAUGAGCGACGUUGAGGAUGCAACCGCCUUCCUCGGGGAGUGGGGACGUUUCCAGCAGCAGGUUUUUCUUCUCCUCUGUCUGACCGUCAUUCCCAACGGUUUCACCGGCCUCUCCAUCGUGUUCAUCGCCGACACGCCGCCCCACCGCUGCCUCAUCCCGGCGCACGUCAACCUCACCGGCGCCUGGAGGAACAGCAGCAUCCCGCUGGAGGAGGAGAGCCACAGCGGCGCUCUGGUGCCCAGCAAGUGCUCCAGAUACAAACUUGAAGAUGUGCAAAGUUUCUCGGACAGAGGCUUGCUGCCUGGCGUUGAUGUUAAUCUGUCUCAUGUGGCUACGGAGCGCUGCUUGGACGGGUGGGAGUACGACCGGAGUGUGUACAUCUCUACCAUCACAACUGAGUGGGACCUGGUGUGUGAUGACGGAUGGAAGAACCCGUUGACUUCCUCUCUCUACUUCUGUGGCGUUCUCACUGGCUCCUUUAUUUCGGGACAGUUUUCUGACAGGUAUGGGAGAAAGAUUGUGUUGUGUUUGACCGUGGCCCUCCAGACGGUGUUUGCAGUCACUCAGGUCUUCGCUUCAUCCUGGGCCGUGUUCUGCGCCAUCUACUUUCUCAUUGGGAUGGCACUCAUCUCCACUUAUGUGACUGCGUUUGUGCUAGGAACAGAGAUAUUAGGUCCUCGUGUGCGGACCAUUUACUCCACCGCGGGUGUGAGUCUUUUCUUUGCUGGGGGCUACAUGCUGAUGCCGGUGGUUGCUUUCUUCGUCAGAGACUGGAGGAUGCUUCGCUUAGCCCUGGCCCUGCCUGGCAUCCUCUAUGUGCCUCUCUGGUGGUACAUCCCAGAGUCUCCUCGCUGGCUGCUCUCCCAGGGAAGAGUUGAAGAAGCCGAGGCCGUAAUAAGAGCUGCUGCCAAGAGAAACAAUGUUGAGCCCCCGCCGGUCAUCUUUGGUUCUUUGAAGAAAGAACUUCAAUCUGAGGGGAGGAGAGCCCACAACAUCUGUGACCUGCUCCGCUCUCGAAACAUCCGCUGGAUCUCUGUCACGCUGUGGCUGGUCUGGAACACCUUGACCAUCGCCUACUUCGCUCUUUCCCUGAACACGGCGAACCUUCACGGCAACGCGUACUUCAACUGUUUCCUGUCAGCAGUGGUGGAGAUUCCCGCCUACUUUUUGUCGUGGGCUAUGUUUCGCUGGUGUUCCAGACGACUGAGUCUUUUCUCAACCCUCUUCAUGGGAGGAGUGUUUCUACUCUUCAUACAGCUCGUACCAACAAACCUGAUUUAUGUAUCCAUAUCACUCGAGAUGAUGGGGAAGUUCGCCGUGACGACAGCAUUUGCUCUCGCGUACGCAUACACAGCAGAAGUCUACCCGACUGUACUGAGGAAUACGGCUGUGGGUGCCUGCUCAAUGGCCUCCAGGAUAGGCAGCAUCACUGCCCCAUACUUCAUUUACCUAAGAAGCUAUUCCAUUUCACUGCCUUACAUCCUCAUGGGAAGCCUCACAGCUCUGUCGGGGUUGCUGAGUCUCCUGCUGCCUGAGAGCUAUGGAAUGCCUCUGCCUGACACCAUCACUCACAUGCAACACUUCCCCGGAUGUUGCAAGAAGACACCUUACACACUCACGCACAGAGAGGAAAAGGAAAACAAAGCUGAAAGGAAGUCUCCAGUUGUCCCCUGAACAAGGAGCAGCACUGACAUCAGCCUUGAGGCAAAUAACUGAACAAAAAUCGUAUCUCUGCCCAUUUUGGCACUAUAUGUGUGAAAUGAUGCGACCUCAACAGGACGAAGGAACAUCACAGUUUUUCAAAUAAUAAUGAUGCUUUAAAAUAGCCUCACAAAACCGAAGCGAAAGUCAAAAUACUUUGAAUGGCCGCAUAUAACGAACUUGUGUUUUAUGACAGCAUGUACUUGAGCUGACAUGGACUCCUGAUGAAUCCCAUUAUCCCAGCAUGAUUUGACAAGAAGCUCUUUGGAACACUGUCAAAUCAUGCUGGGAUAACAUGCAUGAUGAGCAUGCAAAAGGGGGGAAAAAAAACAAACACAAAGAUAUUCUGAAAUCCCUCUUUUUAAAGAUUCAACCUUUCACUCAUUUUUGGGUUGAAUUUAUCUUUUUUAUUGGAAAUUAGCAUUAGAUUUGAAAAAAAUGGCCAAAUAGAAUUAUAUUGACUAGUGGCCAGUCUUGUUUUUUUUGACCCUACUGUACUAAGUUUGUAAUAUUCUGAUACCAAUUUAAUCAGAACCAAUGACCAAAUUUAGCAUUUUAUGGCAGGAAUGCACCUUUAGCUUCACAUUUCACACUUAAUUUGUGAAUAUGUUGUAUAGACUUUUGAGAUUUAUGAUAGCAUGCACAGAGUUCAGGCACAAGUAAGAGUAUGUAAGUGCUCUACAAGCUUUAUUUUCUUUAAAUUCACUUAAUGUCAUUAAGUAUAAUUAAGUAUACUUAUUCAUUCAUGCAAGAGAAGUUUUAGAGUCUACUUUCCACAACAAUCACAGGUUUUGAAUGUUCCGCUCGAGUGGUGAAUGGGCACGUUAUGCUAUUGGGACAAAAAAAAAAAACACACAAACAAACAACACACAAUGUUAGUUUUUGAACAUUUCUUCACUGCUACCAAAAUUCAUUAAUAUCUUCAUUGACAGUUCGCUGCAAAGACUGAUUCCACCAUUGUCACGUCCUCACAGUGUGAUCAUAUUGAUUUUUUUGGUGUUUAUUAUUAAAAUAAUCACCUGUGA
This is a messenger RNA of Acanthopagrus latus (yellowfin seabream), 2845 nucleotides long. RefSeq names its product solute carrier family 22 member 5-like. Gene Ontology annotation, molecular function: transmembrane transporter activity. The coding region runs from base 120 to 1793 and encodes 557 amino acids. Gene Ontology annotation, biological process: transmembrane transport. The record is from RefSeq and is a predicted model, not a curated record. The transcript has 10 exons. Gene Ontology annotation, cellular component: membrane. NCBI's taxonomy places the organism in Eukaryota, Metazoa, Chordata, Actinopteri, Spariformes, Sparidae.